UUCCGCCCACCUCCCAUCCCCGGUAUAAAUACUGUGCUCGCUACGAAGGUCAACAGUAGACUUGUAGCGAAGCUGACGGAGUGAUUUAAAUCAUAAACGAGAUAAAACCAGGAUGUGGAACAUCAGGUCAAGGUUUUCCUCAGCUUGUGCUGUUGUAUUAUUGAGUCUCCUCGUGUCGUCUGCUGCCACUGAUUCGUACUUCGACAAGACCAGUCUAGACAAUGAUUCUGAAUAUAAGGUGGGCAAAGCAUCAAUCAAGGUUGAGAAUGAGAACACAAUUUAUCCAGUGGCUGAGUACGAAGACCUCGGACGUGCUGGAGAGGAUCCCAGAAAAAGUCUGAUGGAGAACAUGAUGGAAUACACUGAGAGGCUCACUGAUGCCGAGGACAGACGCCCAUCUCCGAAAGUCGAAGCCAAGUAUCCGAGCUGGUCUGAACUCGCCGGUCUGAAGGAUGUAGGCAUCAAGAAGUGGGUGACGGCGCUCAGCAACAACGUCAGUUCCAAACUGUUACCGAAGAAUCGCCGUCAACUGAAGUGGAGGAAGGGCACCACUGUUGUCUGCUACCUGAAGCUGUGUUCCUUCAAGCAACCUUUCUGAGAGCAAAGUUCAUCCGGGGUCUACAACAGCCAACAUGCGUUCAGACCGAAGAUUCGCCGAGUCACUAUUUCCGUGAUGUUGCAUCUGUUGCUCGUAGGACAAUUGAUUUUAAAUCCAAUUUUAUUAGAUGCUUAAUUUUCUUUUUCCCUGAUUUUCUCUUGAAUUAAUUAGUAGUUCUAGAAUUGUGUUAAUAAAAUUUAUUAAAUAAAGAGUUUAUGAUGUUA
Molecule: messenger RNA, 822 nt
Organism: Danaus plexippus (monarch butterfly)
Lineage: Eukaryota; Metazoa; Arthropoda; Insecta; Lepidoptera; Nymphalidae
Exons: 5
Coding region: 113-598 (161 amino acids)
Source: RefSeq, a predicted model, not a curated record